GUCUCCUCACUCACAGACAUGAUGCUGACUCCCAUGGCCCUGCCCAGCAUGUCCUGGAUGCUGCUUUCCUGCCUCAUGCUCCUGUCUCAGGUGCAAGGUGAAGACACUCAGGAGGAACAGGCCUCUCCACGCAUCAGGUGUCCCAAAGGCUCCAAGGCCUAUGCCUCCUACUGCUAUGCCUUCUUUACCACACCAAAAUCCUGGAUAGAUGCAGAUUUGGCCUGCCAGAAGCGGUCUGAAGGACACCUUGCGUCUGUGCUCAGUGGGGCUGAAGCCUCCUUUGUGUCCUCCUUGGUCAAGAGCGUUGCGAACAGCUACUCAUAUGUCUGGAUUGGGCUCCAUGAUCCCACGCUUGGACAAGAACCCAAUGGUGCUGGAUGGGAGUGGAGCAGCACUGAUGUGCUGAAUUACGCAAACUGGGAGAGGAAUCCUUCCACUGCUUCAGACCGUGGUUAUUGUGGGGGCGUGUCACGAAGCUCAGGAUUUCUGAGGUGGAGAGACUACAACUGUAAUAUAGAGUUACCCUAUGUCUGCAAGUUCAAGGGCUAG
Molecule: messenger RNA, 549 nt
Organism: Marmota flaviventris (yellow-bellied marmot)
Lineage: Eukaryota; Metazoa; Chordata; Mammalia; Rodentia; Sciuridae
Product: regenerating islet-derived protein 3-alpha-like
Source: RefSeq, a predicted model, not a curated record